UGGUCUAGACUCUGCAGGCAAUUGAAUGUGAUGUCAUCGUCAAGCAUCUUAUCGAUCAGGCAAUUCGGAAGUGAUAGGAACUGUAUUUUUGGGGGCGCUUUCUGAUAAUGAUAUUCACCUUAUCGUUUCUAUAAAAAGGAGGCUAGUAGCUAUCUGCUCCCGUUAGUCGAUUAGCUAGAUUGCUGUGAACUCGAGGUGUAGCAAAAUGCGUGUCCUCUUGGUAUUGCUGAGUGUGCUGUACGUGAAGUUAGCUUGCGCCGGUUCGCUAUACUCUGGAGAUAAUGACAAUCAUGAAUGGCAUGUAGCGGCAGAUGAAAAUGGCAACAUGAGACUGGUGUCGUACACCGUACCGUACCAGCUGGAUGGAGAAAGGUCGAGAAAAGAUUUUGUCCCGGAGCGUGAUACACGCUUCUUGCUGUACACUGCAUCGAAUCCGGAAGUUCCACAUAUCCUUCGCAACGGUGAUCUUGAUUCCAUCAUCAAUUCUCCCUUCAAUCCAAACAAUCCGACACGCAUGAUCAUUCACGGUUGGCUCGGUACACAGAACUCCGAGAUUAAUCGUCUUACACGGUCAGCACUGUUCUUUACCGGCAACUAUAACAUAAUCUACGUAGACUGGAGCGUCGGUUCGGUGGACGAGUUUUAUCCGAACUCGCGACAGUUAGUGUACGCUGUAGCGGCCGCUGCCUCCAACAUUUUGGACUACCUGGAGCGAUACUUCUCGAUCAACAAGCGUGAUGUCGUUGUUGUGGGCCACAGUUUGGGAGCUCACGUUGCCGGUAACGUUGGAAAGUGGCAGUCGGGUGCGAUCGGUACUAUCAUCGGGUUGGAUCCAGCUUUGCCAUUCUUUGCCGGAAAUGCCCCAGACCGUAUUAUGGCAUCGGAUGCAGAUUACGUGGAGAUCAUUCACACGAACGGUGGUGUGCUCGGCUUUAUGGAUCCGAUCGGAGAUGCGGACUUUUAUCCUAACUUCGGACGUGUGCAACCGGGCUGUGGAGCAGAUGUUGGAGGCAGUUGUGCCCAUGCCAGGGCCGUACACUUUUACGUAGAAUCAAUUCUUUCCCGCCAUGGAUUCAUUGGACAACAGUGUCAAGCGUUCCAAAACAUACGGGAUGGUAUGUGCACGCAAACUGGAGUCUCAUCCCGUAUGGGCGGUGAGCCACCGAAUGUGGACGGUGCGCCAACAGGCAUUUUCUUCCUACAGACAUCAAACAGCUUCCCAUUUGCCGUGGGAUGCUAGUUUAAGGGAGUGAUAAUAACGAAACGUUUGUUAAGAGCAGCAUGUAUGAAGCUGUU
Molecule: messenger RNA, 1296 nt
Organism: Anopheles funestus (African malaria mosquito)
Lineage: Eukaryota; Metazoa; Arthropoda; Insecta; Diptera; Culicidae
Product: pancreatic lipase-related protein 2-like
Exons: 2
Coding region: 206-1240 (344 amino acids)
Biological process (GO): lipid metabolic process
Molecular function (GO): lipase activity
Source: RefSeq, a predicted model, not a curated record